Molecule: messenger RNA, 1013 nt
Organism: Mycena citricolor
Lineage: Eukaryota; Fungi; Basidiomycota; Agaricomycetes; Agaricales; Mycenaceae
Source: the annotation of a GenBank genome assembly
AUGUCCAAGGAGCAGUACAGGCCGCUAAUGAGCGAUGACCCCGUGAACCGCUGGGCUCCAUCGUACUGGGCUUCGAAACUAUCCCGGUCCAUCCUCUUUACGCUGAUAGCCGUACAAUUCACCGCCCUCGCCGUUGCACUAUUCCUGCUGUUCUCCCGACGUCGACUGCCGGUCUGUAGCGUAAAUGUUCCGGACCAGCAUACGCUUUAUUCGCCGGCCCUCAGCGCCGUCGAAAACGAGGUUCGAGUGUACAGGGUCGGAUUCCCGGGCGACCUUUCCGCAGUCUUCCAGGAGCCUUCGUCACCGAAGUUGGAUGAGGCUUGGAUGGAUCUGUACAACUUUGGUAUCUCUUGGAUCACCAAAGAAGAGGCCGCCCAGCUUCCAAACAAGACACAUCCUAUUCCUGGGGAUCCCGACGGUCACUAUAUCGCGGAACUGAACGUCUUCCACAAUCUCCACUGUCUGAAUAAGAUCCGUAUGGCGCUGGAUCCAGACUACUACCCAGACUGGCGCAUCUCUACCACUGGCAAUUGGAUUGAAAGCCAGCGGAACGCCACCGAGCAUGUUGGUCACUGUCUCGACUGGAUUCGCCAGGACCUAAUGUGCCAUGCGGACACUAGUGUGAUUGUCUGGCAAUGGAAGGACUGGGCGAACAGCAGUCUCGUCAGGGGCGAUGUGGCUCACACGUGCCGGAAGUUCAACAAGAUCCAGGAUUGGGCACUGGGGCGCAUGGUCAAGCAAAAGUACGAUCCGACCGUGCGCAUUGACGAUGAUAUCGUGGUCCCUAUGUACCAGCAUGAUAUGGAACCGGUCAGCUGAGGAGACUUCGAACGACGACUGCUCUCUACCAAGGACGCUGUCCAACACCCCUAUCAAAGCACCCGCAUGCGACAAAGAAUUGAAAUCCUUCGUCUACAUGUAGCUGUAGAUAAUGCAUUCCAUGAAAGUAUCACGUAGAGAUCGAUUCGGAGGAUUCUCCAAUCAGACUGUCUUUCAACGGGAUCAUGUGACUG